This is a messenger RNA of Lactuca sativa (garden lettuce), 450 nucleotides long. Its product is annotated as splicing factor U2af large subunit B. The record is from RefSeq and is a predicted model, not a curated record. NCBI's taxonomy places the organism in Eukaryota, Viridiplantae, Streptophyta, Magnoliopsida, Asterales, Asteraceae. Gene Ontology annotation, molecular function: RNA binding.
AUGAGAGUCAAAAAGACGUUUUUGCCCCUCUUUGUUAUUGUGAAUCUGAUUUUUUUUGGUGUAAUUAGUGGUAUUGGUGGAGCUGAAGGACCUGAUCGUAUAUUUGUUGGGGGUUUACCGUAUUACUUUACUGAGGUACAGAUAAGAGAGCUGCUAGAAUCCUUUGGACCGCUGCGUGGGUUUGAUCUUGUGAAGGAUAGAGAUACUGGAAACUCUAAAGGAUAUGGUUUAUGUGUCUAUGUGGAUCAAGCAGCCACAGACAUUGCCUGUGCUGCACUUAAUGGCUUAAAAAUAGGGGAUAAAACACUCACAGUCAGACGUGCAACCAUCAGCGGGCAGAUGAAAUCUGAACAGGAGACCAUUAUGGCCCAAGCUCAACAACAUAUAGCUAUGCAGGGUUUUUUGAGGGCAGUGAGAGUAAUUCUUGUCCAGAUUGUGUUUGUGUUCUAA